AUGGACGGCAAGGACGCACUCCAGCAGAGCGAGGCGUUUCCCCUGGAGGAAAUCUUCGAGAGCGACAUAACGAACGAGGAAAACAAAUCCAUCGUGGCCUAUUUGAGACAAGUGAAAAAUGAGAGGGACCAACUUCCCCGUACAGUCAGCGUGCGGGAGAUAAAAGAGGAACAGCAACGAAGUGAAAAAAACGGGGAGGGGAAAUCCAAUUCGCUGCACCAAAUAUUUGUACUACUAGACAAGUAUAAGGAGACUAAUUUGAAGAUCCAUAGCUGUGCCACUUGGAAGGAGGAAGUUAUCCAUUACGUGAGGAAUGUGAGGAGAUAUAUGCACAUGAAAUACAACAGGAAAGUAAUCGAUGGGGUGAAGUACCAAAGUGCUAAUUGUUCCGUGCUGACGAAACUGAAAAGGAGGGAAAAUUUGAUUUCCGUUUUUUGUUCAUCGCCGCUGUGCAUUCAUUUGUAUAUCUAUGGCAUUAACUACAAACAGGUGGUUCACUACUUGCAUGUGAUAGCUAGCCAUUUGGUGGAUCGGCAGGAGGGGCACUCGUGGGCGCUGUACGUCUGGAUUAUUUAUUUGCUCAUUUUGCUCGACUCGCUGCAGGCCCUGGACGCGAGCGUCUCCUCGGAUUUGCAGGCGAUCAAGCGGGUGUGCGCGGCAAGGGGGGGGAUGCACGCCACAGGAGAGAAGCACAGCGAUGUGGAGAAGCACGCCAGUGGAGAGCAAACCGAUGGGGAGCUAACCUUCCUGACCCAUUUCUACUGCAACGCACCUAAUCCAUCAGUCAGCAAUGUGUGCUCAUCCCACUGCCCCCAAUCCAUUUAUUACAUAAUUUACUACCUGAUUACGGAGGUAUUUAAUCAGAAAUGA
This is a messenger RNA of Plasmodium vivax (malaria parasite P. vivax), 870 nucleotides long. RefSeq lists its product as hypothetical. The transcript has a single exon. Lineage: Eukaryota; Apicomplexa; Aconoidasida; Haemosporida; Plasmodiidae. The record is from RefSeq and is a predicted model, not a curated record. Gene Ontology annotation, biological process: spliceosomal snRNP assembly. The coding region runs from base 1 to 870 and encodes 289 amino acids.